Messenger RNA from Brassica oleracea var. oleracea, 1189 nucleotides. Its product is annotated as UPF0725 protein At5g63820-like. The transcript has 7 exons. The record is from RefSeq and is a predicted model, not a curated record. Bases 159 to 1007 code for a protein of 282 amino acids. NCBI's taxonomy places the organism in Eukaryota, Viridiplantae, Streptophyta, Magnoliopsida, Brassicales, Brassicaceae.
GAUGGAGGCAAGCUGUUUGAGGAAUGUGGCUUCGGUCUAUCUUCCCAUCAAUUUUGAAGUGUUAAAACCAACAUAUCUAAUAGUUUCUGCAAAAUAUUGAGUUUCCAUUUCUUUUUCAUAUUCUUCAGAUAAGGUUAUUCAAAUUUUCCCGGGACCUAAUGACAAGUUUGUGGGAUAUGGAGGAGGAGACUGGGAACGAACCGUCGCUGUUUGAUUAUCGUGGAGGAGAUGAUUCGGACUCCCAAGCUGAUGGUCUGGAUCCGCCUACAUUAUACAGGCAGUGGGGAGAUGAUCCUAACUAUGAUAUCCGUCUCUGUGGUAGGAUUGGACUCCAGUGCUACAAUCUUCAGAAGGGAACAAACUUUAAGUUUAAGAGUUGGGAGAUUUGUAGGGAUCAGAUGACUUCAUCCGAUGACUCGUUCAUAACUUUGGAGGCAACGGAUCCUGCCACUGGCUCGGUCUUGUCUUUUCAGACGCUGUUAAGCGAUUUUGGACCUCGCCGUUCAUUGGGUGUCAGACUUUUGUGGAUCAACUUAGCCUCCAGAAUCGAACCUAUACAGACAUCAGGUAACGAGCGUCUGGAUGAUAAUUGGGACAAGAGCGUAGUACAUGAAUUCUACAAAGGUCCAAUGCCCAAAUGGUUUUCUGAUGAAGCCUUGGAACGUGACAGUAGAAAAUAUUAUGUGGUGCCUGAAUCAGAGCUGCAUGACAAUGACUGGCUGCAACUUCUCAUGGAAGUCGCUUUAUUCUCCAAAACAAAUCGUUGUUUUGAUGGUGACCUACCCUUGAAGCUCAACAAGGUUGUUGUGGAAACUUUUGAAGAUGAGCCUCGUGAUAAGCUCAAGGCAAACAAUGCAAUCUUCUACCUAAGUUACAAGUGUUGUGCAGAUCCUUCUUCAAUGCGUUUGGCUGGUGAUCACAUUGCCGUAAUAAGGAAAACCAUGGAUGGUAAACCAGGCCACAUGAGUCUUGAAGUUGCUUUAACCAAAGAACAAGAAAAUGAGUAGACUGUGGGUAUGCUUGUCUUUAUAAUUUAGCGGUUAUGUUUUUUUUUCCAAAUUUUCGAUGUUGUGUGUUUAGCUCUUCUACUCUUUUGGACUAUUAACUAUUGGGAUAUCUGUAGUUAGCCUCAGGUAUUCAAUGUUUGUAAUUUAGACUGAGAAACCCAAGUAACUCAAAAAUGAGAAAG